AUGUCGCAUCUCGGCGUUCUACUCUUACUUCUACUUGCUAGAGAAUCGACGGCAUGUCUGCCAACAGGGUUAGGAGGAAUAUUCGGAGGCGGCGGGGGAAGUGGUUGCUCAAGUAGUCCCGGAGGAUGUGGAGGUGGUGCAGCCGCACCACCUGCACAGUAUGCAGCACCAAUGCCACCACCGAUGUAUGCCUUCACACCGCAGGUCUACAGUCAACCGCCUCCACCACCGCCACCACCGCCACCGCCAAUGGUGGCCCCAUCUCGACAGAUCCCCUCUGCUGUAGUCAUACCAGUUUCCGUUGCAUCUUCAUAUCAGGGAAUGUAUCAAGACCGCCCACAAGCGCCAUCGAUAAAUCCGGAUUAUCAGGGAACUGCUCCGUUGAGUUUUGCGGGCGAAAUCGCGUCAUCCGAAGACGCCGCGAAUACCGUAAUCGAUCCGUUAAAGUAUAUCGAACACGUCUCCGUAUCUCAUACCCCAUCGAUUCAAGUUCCCGCCCAGGAGGCCUAUCAACAGCCGCCGGCGGACCCAUUCGAAAGUAUUAACGCCCCGGAUCAGACACCUCAACCGGCGCCGGCGGUUAAGCAACAAAUUCAGGUGGCACCCAGUUCUGCAGCGACAGAAGACACGUACCUUCCAGGACCGCCUGAGAAGGAGACGACAAACGCCACACGCUCAUUGAGCACUUAUUAUAAUCAGAUGUGCACCGGAGAGAAAAUCACUGUUGGAGAGAAAGAGACGAUUAGCUCGGCGACGAAAAAAUGUGAAUUAUUGAAAUGUGUCGCCGCGAACGCUCAACCGGAUAGUCAUGGAAGUUAUACGGUAACCUAUCUAAGCACCGCGUCGAGCCGUUCGAAUAGCAAAGGCAACUAUUGUCUUUCGAUGAAAGAGUUGCCAGUGAAGAGCAAGAGAGUCAUUCGGAAAUUCGAUGAGAUGAUGACAAGCGAAGAAUCGACGAAUGCAGUGAGAAGGAAGAUAUUUAAACUUUAA
Molecule: messenger RNA, 990 nt
Organism: Caenorhabditis remanei
Lineage: Eukaryota; Metazoa; Nematoda; Chromadorea; Rhabditida; Rhabditidae
Exons: 8
Coding region: 1-990 (329 amino acids)
Source: RefSeq, a predicted model, not a curated record